AUGGCGGAUGACGGAGCAACUAUUAUUAUUGAUGCUGGAUCCGAUACAUACAAAACAGGCUUCGUUGGUCAAAGUUCACCGCAUAAAAUUUUCCCUACGAUCCUUGGAAAUGAAAAAUAUCACACUUUGACAGGCGAAGAACCAAAUACAUACAUUGGUGAAGAGGCACAACGUAAACGUGGAAUUUUAUCAAUUCGAAACCCUGUGCAAAACGGGAUAAUCACAAACUUUGAUGAUAUGGAAACAAUCUGGCAGCAUGCAUUCACAAACGAACUUGAGGUAGUCCCGGAAGAACAUUCAGUGUUAUUAACGGAGGUUUCGUUAAAUCCGAAAGAAAAACGAGAACGUGCCGCGAUGAUUAUGUUUGAGACUUUUAAUAUCCCGUCUUUUUAUCUCGCUAUUCAAGCUGUUCUGUCAUUAUAUGCGAUAGGUCUACGUUCUGGUACUGUCUUGAAUUCCGGGCAUGGUAUAACGCACAUUGUCCCCGUUUAUGAAGGAUUAUCGAUCUCUCACGGUUUCCAAAGGAUUCAAGUAACUGGAUACGAUUUAGAUACUUAUUUAGCUACAUUAUUGUUAGAGCGUGGUCACUCGCUCAACGCAACUGCCGACCAUGAAAUCCUUCAAUCGACUAAAGAAGCUGUGUGUUUUGUAUCCCAAGAUUAUGAAAAAACAAUUGGUAAUCCUGAAGAAUGGAAAGAUUUCGAGACAACACAUGAAUUACCUGAUGGAAAAAUUAUUGUCGUGCAAAGUGAAAGAUUCCGUAUUCCUGAAGCUCUAUUCAAACCGAAAUUAUUGGGUCUUGAGGAUCCGGGUAUUCAUGAAGCAAUCGCUAAGUCUAUCUCACAAUGUGACAUUGAACUUCGGAAAUUGCUGAUGAGCAACAUUGUUCUCUCUGGUGGAUCCACUUUGUUUCCUGGAAUUGUUGAAAGAUUGCAUAAGGAACUAGAUAUUUUAAUGCCUCCAAGUAAUUGUUAUUUUAUUUUAUGUUUCAAUGCUGAUUUUUCAUUCAAAACUAACAAGCUCAAAUCAGCUUUGCACGCAAAAGCAAAAAUUCUAGCGCCGGAAGAAAGGAAAUAUUUACCUUGGAUUGGUGGCUCGGUUCUUGCUUCGUUAUCGACAUUUCAAGAUAUGUGUAUAUCGAAAGCAGAGUACGAAGAAGUUGGCGCUUUUCUAGUGAAUCGCAAAUUUAUUUGA
This is a messenger RNA of Ambispora leptoticha, 1194 nucleotides long. The record is from the annotation of a GenBank genome assembly. NCBI's taxonomy places the organism in Eukaryota, Fungi, Glomeromycota, Glomeromycetes, Archaeosporales, Ambisporaceae.